AUGCCAUCAACAGCCGAUCCCCAGAUUGCGCCCGUUUUCGUGUUCUCUUAGCUGACAGGCCUAUCCCGAUCAGGGCAAUAACUUACAACAGCCAUUUAAGCAUUUUCUGUCCCUCGUGGCGUCUCCUCCAUACGGAAGCUAGCGCGCAACUCGUGCAUUCGGCUACGGCUACCGACCCGCCGUUUCGUUUUUUUGCUUCCUAAUCAAAGUCGUGACGCCUCUCCGAUUACAAGUCUUGCCUGGACCCGGGUCAUUGUCUUCACGCACACAUAUAUAGCGAGCUUGCUGUCUGUCCCGUGGAUAUAGACCAUGGAUCGUUUUGUUACAAAGAAUCAAGUUUAAAAUAUCAUUCACCAUGACACAACCGGCGUCGCUCACCUUGACGGCCACGCUGUCGAACCACGGCCAACAUCCCGCACCGCCAGAACUUGCGCCUGGAUUCCCGCAAGAAUUAUCCACAUCGACAAAUUGCCCAGAUGUCCUAACAAAGGCAGAUAUCGAACGUCUUGGCCGUGAGCGCCCAGCCGUCUUCAAGUCCACCGUCGCCGAGGUCUGCUUCGUCAUCACAGUUGUGGCGUCCAUGAUGAUGUCUGAGUUUUUCAUCUCCGGCUUCAACGUCAUCCUGCCUGUUGUGGUUGUCGAUCUCGGCAUCGAAGAGGCGUCUCGCGUCUGGCCAACCGCCGCCAUUAGCAUCUCUACCGCGGGCUUACUGCUCCCGUUCUCCCGCCUCUGCGACAUCUACGGCGCACGCUCCAUCUUUCUGCUCGGCCACGCAUGGAUGAUGGUCUGGAGUCUCAUCUGCGGCUUCAGCAUCAACCCCAUCAUGCUCAUCAUCUGCCGUGCCAUGCAGGGAGUCGGGUGUGCGGCCUUUGUGCCGGCUGGCCUGGCGCUUCUUGGCCAGACGUACCGCCCUGGCCCGCGCAAGAACCUCGUCUUUAGCAUCUGGGGUGCCCUCGCCUGUCUCGGCUUCUACUCGGGCAUCUUUAUUGCCGCCGUAUCUGCCAGCUUCUUGACAUGGAAGUGGUUCUUUUACAUUGGCGCCAUUAUUGUCGCUGUCGUUGUCACCAUGGGCUUCUUUAGUAUCCCACGCGGCACACACAAGCGCGAUCCUGCCAUGAGGAUGGACUGGCUGGGUGUCGUUACGAUCUUGCCGGGCGUCAUUCUCAUCAACUUUGCCUUUAUUGAUGGCGGUCACGCACCCAACGGCUGGAAGACGCCAUACAUCUACGUUACACUUAUCAUUGGUGUUUUGUUACUUGGUCUCGCCGUUUAUAUCGAGGGCUGGGUGGCAGCGCAACCAUUACUGCCUGCCGACAUUUUCCGCCCAAAGUACAUGAAGCGCCUCUACACCAUUCUCUUCUUUUCGUAUGGUGUUUUUGGUAUCUUCCUAUUCUACACCAGCUUCUACAUGGAAACCGUCAUCAACAUAUCGCCCAUCCUCUCAGCGGCUUGGUUCACACCUCUCGCCGUCGGCGGCAUGAUUCUCGCGCUUACCGGCGGCUUUGUUAUGCACCUAAUCCCCAACACCGUCCUCAUGUUCAUCUCGGCCGGCGGCUUCCUCUUGUCCGUGGUCCUCUUUGCGCUGAUCCCCGAGACAGCCGGCCACUCACUCAGCUACCUGUACUGGGCGUUUGUCUUCCCCGCUAUGGUAGGCGGCACAGUGGGCGUCGAUAUUCUCUUCAACGUCACCAACGUCUACAUCACGACGGCCAUGCCGCACCGCCUGCAGGCUACGGCUUCUGGUUGGAUCAAUUCGCUGCUGUACUUUGCCAUGUCAUUCUGGCUCGGUGUUAGUGAGCUUGCCGUGUCGACUGCCAUCAAUUACAGCAAAGACGGCAUUGACCAGGCCGGCCAGCUCAAGAUUGGCUUCUGGGUGGGCGUGGCUAUGGUCGGCGUCGUGGCGAUCUUCACAUGCACCAUCCGCAUGGGCCAGGCCUCGUCGGAUCUGACGGCGGAUGAAAAGGCUGCGCUAGAGGCUCAGCAAGAAUCUUCAUAAUGGUUUCUUUUUGCUUUUUGCAUUUUAUAUUCUACACGGUUUGGCGCAUCAGAGAGAUAUACAGGCCGGUACAUGCCAUAUAGACGGCGUUUUUGGUUCAUAGCAUCAGACAUUUUGUUGCAUUUUUAGAUGACAUUUUAUACCAAUGUACAUAGACAUUUAUCAAAAUUAAUCUCCUCCG
Messenger RNA from [Torrubiella] hemipterigena, 2177 nucleotides. The record is from the annotation of a GenBank genome assembly. NCBI's taxonomy places the organism in Eukaryota, Fungi, Ascomycota, Sordariomycetes, Hypocreales, Clavicipitaceae.